Molecule: messenger RNA, 2291 nt
Organism: Oncorhynchus tshawytscha (Chinook salmon)
Lineage: Eukaryota; Metazoa; Chordata; Actinopteri; Salmoniformes; Salmonidae
Product: golgin subfamily A member 6-like protein 22
Exons: 7
Coding region: 468-1985 (505 amino acids)
Source: RefSeq, a predicted model, not a curated record
GGGCAUUACUUGUCAUCAACUCUAAAUGUGUAAUUAAUUGUGCUAGACACUCCUAUAAUAACACAUCAUGGAAAUGUACACUACUUGUCAAAUGACAUGUUUUAAUCUCCGUUUCCCCUCUUUACAUAAAGCAUGCAUGCCUACAGCAUAGCGGGUUAUGUGUUUUAAUACAAACCUGCUGCUGAGGCAUGAGAUUGAACAGCAGGGAGUUGGCGUUACCUCCGGUCAGAUGUAGUCAACUCAGCUUGGAGCGAGCAAGCCUCUCGUUAUCACCGCGUUAGUUAUUACGCGUUGACGGGGCAUCACUCUCCCGACCUGUCCUCCUGCAUUUACCUGGCCCUUUGAGCCAAGCCUACGCGCCUAUCAGCUCUUUAGCGGGUCCUUGCUCGCUCGACUUGAGAAUAAGGUCGCGGUAUUAUUCUUUCAAGGUUAUUUCCUUCUCUUUAAGGCCUUUAUAUUCAGAUCCUAUGGGAGUUUUUAUUUUCACGGCGUUGUUUUGGACCUUAAGUGGAGUGGGAUGCCUGCCUCUAUCCUCCUCUCUACAGGUUGGAAAGGUUGCUGACUGUAUUCAGGACUCCCUGAAUAGUAAUGGCGGUGUGCCACAUCCUGGCUGUGACAAACUGAAAACUGAUGAUGCUGUCCACAGGCACCAGGGUCUCCUGAGGGAGCUGCAGGAGCUGGCCCAGGAGGAGAGGGAAAGAGAGAGAGACUAUGGGAGGGAGAAAAAGCAAAAUGAGGAGAACCAGGCUGAGGGAGAGAGGGACAGAGAGAGGAGGGAGGAGGAGGAGCAGAAUGAUGAUCAGAAGGACACUGAGAAAGAAGAACUGAGAGAGAAAGAGAUGAAGGAAGAAGGGGUAGAGGAGGAGAAGGUGGAGAUGAAGGACAGAAUGAAUGAGGAGAUGAGAGAAGAGCCCAGACUAGAGGAGAAAAGGGGGGAUGAGGAAGAGAACGCGAAGGAGCUGGAGGAGCUCUUCUCAAAGGAGCUAAGGAAGAUAGGAGAGGAGGAAAAAGAGGACAGGGAGCUUGAGGAGCUGCUCAAGGAGCUGAAGAAGAAAAGGUAUGAGUCGGUGAAGGAGAAAGAGCUCCAUAGUGGGUCAGAAGCAGAGGAGGACAGGAACAAGGAUGAGGGGGAGGAGCAGAAAAAGGGAGAGAAAGAGCAGCUAGAUAUUCUUGAGAUUGAAGAGAGGAAACGCAGCAAGGAGAGGAACAACAACGAGGUGGAGCUGCUGGUGGAGAAAGAGAAGGUGGAGCGGGAGCUCAAGGAGCUGCUGGAGGAACAGGACAGCAAGAAGAACGUGGAGAAGGAGAAAGAGAGGGAGGAAAAACAGGAGGAACUAGCGGAGCUCCUCAAAAAGAUGAAACGUGUGCAGGAGGAGGAGGAGAGAAAAGAGGAGGAGAAGAGAGAAACUGCCGGGGAUGAGGCGAAAGUGGACAAUGAGCGCGAGAAGGAGGGAGAGAUUCACAAGGAAUUGGAGAAGGUGAAAGCGGGAGAGAGUGAGGAGGUUAAGGAUCCUCAGCAGAAGAGAGUGAUGGAGAAAGCAAGUGAUGAGUCAACACGUCAGUUUGAAAAGGAGAGGAACAGGGACGAUGACGAUGAUGAAGAAGCAGAUGAGGCAGAUGAGGUUGAAAACAAUGAGGAUUGGGAAGAGGAAGAGGAGGAUGAGGAUAAAAAGGAGGAUGUUGAGCAGGAUGAAGGAGAAGAGCUUUUGGAGAUUGAGGCAGAGCUGCGAAAAGUGGCUGCAGAGCUUCGGGAGCUUCACAGGGUUCGGGUCACCAAGGUGGUCAAGAGUCAUAGAAAUAGAAUGAAUGGAAAUGUCCGUUCUAGUAGUUAUAUUUCUAUGGCCAGGGUGGCACCCCAGCUCUUCUCCCAACUUUGCACUCCUAUCUUAACCAGCCAAGGAAGUCUAGCGAGGGGAGUGACAUCACUAAGACAUCUCUGGUAUGUGGUCCUAAUAAACAAUGACAGUUGUAAAACUUUUUUUUAAGUUGGCAAGAUAUUGAUGUUCACCAUCAUCCUUUUUCCUAGUUUGGGAUCUCCACUGUUACGCAGCCAUGUUUGAAUAAGAAAUAUUAGGAAACAGUGCCCCCACAUGUUAAAUCAAUAUAAGUUGCAUGGUUAAUAACAUGUGGAGGAAUAACAAUAACUGCAAUACAAGAAGAAGAAGAGGAAUAUUAAGACAACUUAUUCAAACCAAUAAAGUUAUAAAAAUGUACAUAUUAAAGCAAAAUAUAUGAUGAUGAUUCUCUGUAAAUGUACUUUAUUAUGUAAUUAAAAUGCAUCAUGAAUCGAC